AUGGCUGAGACAGUAGGUGUAACGCCAAGAGAUGAAGAGGAGACCCAAACUAACGGUAGUGAUGAAGACCCAUUUCCGAAUUGUGAUGCUUUAAUGGCAUCCCUUGGUUGCUCUGCCAGUCCUUCGUUAGCCAGCCUUAAUGAAGACAAGGGAAGCUCUGCAGUGCCAGAAAGACUGUCCGUCCUCUCCAGCAAGGCCAUGGCCCAGGCAAAAGCCCUUGCUGGCCCAGAGAUCGUUAGUGGUGGCCAGGCACAGAGGACAGCCUCUGGGUUGGCUGAGCAUCAUCCGACAGCUGGAAAUGCAUCGUUAGGUGGCUCGUCGUACCCUGCGGCGGUCGGGAACCUGCAGCCUGUGAACAUUGCCUCCCCGCGCUCCAAAAGCCCCUGCUGCGAUGGCGACCUGAGUUCGGAGGUGCCGCAGGUCCCCAGGGUGCCCAGGGGGGCUGGCGAGCCCCCGCAGGCUGUCACUGCCCUGCCCAGGACCCACCCCGGGGGCUGCCACGUGCAGCAGGCGGGGAGCGGUGCCAAGGGCGAUACGGCCCCUUGUAUUCUGGGCCAGGUGAUUUGGACGAAGACCACAAAAGUAAUGGAGACCUUAGAAAAUCAGAAAAAGGAAGAAAAGGAGAAGUACCGGCUCCAGCUAGCUAUGUACCGACGGCUGCUGCUGUUGCGCUCAAUCAGGAGCUUGCAUAAGCAGCUGGAGCAGCAGCAGGCCAGAUUGCAGGAAUGCUACGGCACAGUAAUAAAUACCAAGAAAGAAGUGUUGAAACACAUUCGCUCAACCUCGCCCUCACCUUCACCGUAA
Gavia stellata (red-throated loon) is the source of this 804-nucleotide messenger RNA. Its product is annotated as reticulon-4 receptor-like. The coding region runs from base 1 to 804 and encodes 267 amino acids. Lineage: Eukaryota; Metazoa; Chordata; Aves; Gaviiformes; Gaviidae. The transcript has a single exon. The record is from RefSeq and is a predicted model, not a curated record.